UCCACCCUCCUCUAAAGAGUUGACCUUCCAAAUCCACACUCUCCUACACUUAAAAUACAUUUAUCUCAAAGUGUCUUCAAAGUGGAAGCUUUUACACCCCAACCCAUUUCUUUCUUCCAAAGUUUGGAUUCUAAUCUCUCUGAAUAAUCCAUUUCAAGUUAGUAGUGGUGAUGAAGUUGAAGAGCAAGCUCAAGCAAGCUCUAGGAUCACUCAUGGAAAUCUCCGGGAGCAGCACCGAUAUUUUCUCCGGCAUUGAUGCAGCCAUUGCUCAUGGAACAGAUCGUACCGACACACCGGUGGAUGAUAAAUAUGUGCAUGAGAUCCUCUUCUUGGUCUCGAAUUCUCACGGUUCCAUCACCUUCUUAGCUAGACGUAUCACUCGCCGUCUCGAGACAGCCACCGAUGUUAUCCUAGCAUUGAAAACACUUCUUCUGCUUCACCGCUUGCUCCGUGGAGGCGACCGAUACUUCGAGCAAGACUUACGCAGUCUUUGGUCCUCCGGCGAGCUUCGAAUUGACUUAGGAUGGUCAUGUAACGAUUGUGAUCGCUUGAGCUCCUUCAUCAUCAGAUACUCAGAGUUGCUCAAAGAAAGGGUUCAAUGGAUUAUAAACCAGUCAGGUAAGCUUGAGCCAGUGAGACCAUUAGGUUUAGAGAUUCAAUCCUGUGAAGAGAACGCAAUAGAGUUGGUGUUGCAUAGGUUGUCUAAGUGCCAAGCUUUUCUUGAUCUAACAAUGGAGUGUUUACCUUCAAAGAUUUGGCAUUCAAGUAGAGUGACACAAGUGGCCAUGAACAUCAUCCUGAGAGAGAGUUUUUCGGUGUAUGUGUGCUUUUGUGAGUGGAUUGAUAUACUGCUGAAUUCCUUCUCAAAGCUUGAGAAACCACAGAGAGUUUUAGCAUUGGAUGUGGUUAGAAAGGCAUGCAAUCAAACUCCAAAGCUUGAUGAAUAUUAUAAGAGUUUGAGAACAAGUAUGGUAGGAAAGAGCUUGGAUUUCCCUUCAGUGAGAGUGUUCACAGCGGAGGAUGUUUCAGCAAUGGAUAUGGCUUCAAGUGAGCAAUUAAGUCCAUUUCAUUGUAAAUUGGAGACAAAGAUAAGCACAGUGUGGGUGGAGUUUGAUGAUGAUGGUGAUUCACAGAGUUCAAGCUUGUUUUCUUUUGGAGGAUUUGAGGAUCACCUUCUCACUAGCGCUGGAGAUGAUUUGAUUACUGAUCAAGGGGAGAGUUCUACUACUACUACUACCACAAUUACUGGUAGUACUAGUAAUUACAUGCAGCUGUUGUAGAUAUGUUUUUCU
Molecule: messenger RNA, 1292 nt
Organism: Dioscorea cayenensis subsp. rotundata (Guinea yam)
Lineage: Eukaryota; Viridiplantae; Streptophyta; Magnoliopsida; Dioscoreales; Dioscoreaceae
Product: putative clathrin assembly protein At1g33340
Exons: 2
Coding region: 171-1280 (369 amino acids)
Biological process (GO): clathrin coat assembly; vesicle budding from membrane; clathrin-dependent endocytosis
Cellular component (GO): clathrin-coated vesicle; clathrin-coated pit
Molecular function (GO): clathrin heavy chain binding; 1-phosphatidylinositol binding; phosphatidylinositol-4,5-bisphosphate binding
Source: RefSeq, a predicted model, not a curated record